GAUGGCCGCGGGAUAUUUCAGUUUGUUUCCAAACGGUCGUCGCGUAUCGUGAAGAUUUGUACUGUGUGUGAUUAUUUAUUUCUUCAACAGAUAUUUUUGCUACCUCUUCGCACUUUUCUGUCUGUAAUAAAUCAGGCUCGUUAUUUUCGGAGUACGCAUCUCUGUCAACUGUUGAUAAAAUGACGAUUGACAGUCAGGACCGAAUCGGUGAACCGCUCUACAUCGGAGAUGGAAAUCUUUCACUUUUUUGGACAUAUUCCUACAGUGGUUUUUUAAUGGCUGUCUGCGGAUUAUUACUGGGAGCUAUAUGGCUAUCAAAGGGAGUUCAAGAUUGGCGACAUAGACGUUUGAAGUUUCUGAAAUUAGCGGCAAAGUUGCCGGGACCACCGGCGCUUCCUCUAAUUGGGAACGCGCUGCACGUUGCCUGCAGUUCCAAUGAAGUUCUACAUAGGAUCGUGAACCUUUGCAAGAGCUACGAUUCACCGUAUCGAUUCUGGCUGGGACCAAAACUUUACGUAGUCGUAACGAAACCCAGCGACAUUGAAGUGAUUCUAACUAGUAAUAAAGCAGCGUACAAAGACGACGUCUACCGUUACCUGGUGCCCUUCAUAGGGCAGGGUCUGAUAUCGGGAUCAGGUCCUACGAACAGAACUCACAGAAAAGUGAUCAUGCCAAUGUUGAACGGAAAGGUGAUUGAUUCGUACGUUGAAUACUUUGAUCGUCAGAGCCGUUGUUGCGUUGAAGAAUUGGAGAAACUUGUAGAUACUGAUGAGUUUGACAUCCAUCCAUUCAUCGAACAUUGCACUAUCGACAUUAUUUUGGAAACCAUAAUGGGCACUCCCGGUACAACGCAGCAGUAUCAAGGAUAUAAACAUCUGGUCGAAGCAAACAGGAGUAUGUACAAGAUCAUUCACGCGAGGAUGUUGAAGCUGUGGUUACAUCCGGAGUGGAUCUUUGCGCGCACUAAAUACAGCGAAGAGCAAAAUUCGGCGAUGGAAGUGAUUCAGGAGUUUACUGAAAACCUCCUCGAUCGAAAGCGAAAAGAGCAUCACGCUGUGGAAAGGGGUUCCGUGAUAACCGAUAGACCUCGACUGAUGUUACUAGAGCAGCUGAUAGCUCAUGUUGAGCAGACCAACCUCAUGAACGACGUACAACUCAGAGAUGAAGUAUACACAUUAUUCACAGCGGCACAAGACACUACGACCGUUAUCAGUUCUUUCGCAUGUCUGAUGCUCGGUAUGCACUCAAAAGUUCAGGAUAAGGUACGCGCAGAGCUUCGUGAAGUGUUGGAUGAAAAUACUCUGACUGCGGAAGACCUGCCCAAACUGACGUACCUCGAGAUGGUUAUCAAAGAAACUCUUCGUCUCUUUCCUAUCGGGCCGAUAAUCGCGCGUAAACUGAUGGGCGAAGUAGACAUGGAAACAUGUACAUUGCCAGAGGGUUGUUCAGUCGCAAUAUUCGCAUACCAAACCCACCGAGAUCCGAGGUACUGGUCGAAUCCCGAUAAAUUUGAUCCGGACAGGUUCUUAGCGGAAAAUUCAGUGGGCAGGCAUCCCUACGCGUACAUACCGUUCAGCGGUGGUCUGAGGGGUUGCAUCGGACAAAAGUAUGCCAUGAUGUGUGUGAAAACUAUCAUGGCAAAUAUCGUACGAAGAUAUCGAUUGAAUUGCAACGGUUCUUUGGAAAGCCUUAAGCUGACGACUGACAUAUCCAUUCGGUCGAUCGAUGGCUAUAAAAUAUCGAUCACCAGAGUUUGAUAUCCGAAAUAUCUUACAGUAAAUGAUCAUGAAAUGAUGAUGGAGAUAUUAGUUGAAGGCAUUACCCACCAUCUUGUGAUUGCACAUUUUCGAAGAGCGUGUGGCGCAUCUAAUUCCAAGCAUGUAUCGGCUUCCGGUUGUAAAGUGUAUAUAAGGUACUGGAUUCCAUGUAGAUAUAGUUUCGGUGUAAAACAUAAGCAAAUAAAAAAGAAAGAUAUUGAUA
Molecule: messenger RNA, 1980 nt
Organism: Athalia rosae (coleseed sawfly)
Lineage: Eukaryota; Metazoa; Arthropoda; Insecta; Hymenoptera; Athaliidae
Product: cytochrome P450 4C1-like
Exons: 12
Coding region: 180-1757 (525 amino acids)
Molecular function (GO): heme binding; oxidoreductase activity, acting on paired donors, with incorporation or reduction of molecular oxygen; iron ion binding
Source: RefSeq, a predicted model, not a curated record